Messenger RNA from Pyricularia oryzae 70-15, 417 nucleotides. RefSeq lists its product as uncharacterized. The record is from RefSeq and is a predicted model, not a curated record. Bases 1 to 417 code for a protein of 138 amino acids. The transcript has 3 exons. NCBI's taxonomy places the organism in Eukaryota, Fungi, Ascomycota, Sordariomycetes, Magnaporthales, Pyriculariaceae.
AUGGGUCCGGGGCUAGAGUCCAUUGCGAAACAAACCAGAGAAUUUCUCGGCACCUUGUGCGAUUUGCAAAUUCUCACUGGCCUCGCCAUUACCAUAGCAGGCUGGACUCAACAUGCGACCAUAUCGUACUACCACCAGCAGCUCGUUUUGGCCUACUGGUCGUUGGCACUCAACUCAUUCUGGGCUGCCAGGGUGCAGUAUCUGGACGUCGACUCCAAGAACGAUGACGGCACUGAGACGAGAGACACCAUCAGGUGCAUUGCCGUUUUGUGCAACUGCUUGGUGGCCUUGACCUUCAAUAUUCACGUCGAGAUUCGAGAGCAGCAGGCUUGGGAUGAUGACGGUGGUCCUUGCUACAACUUCUUGGACGGGACAUCGAGUUUGGUUGAAUAUCCCAUUGGUUAUAAAAUCAAGUGA